CAACACCAAUGGAAAAGUAAUUAACGAAAGACAAGCACAUCUAUUCUUUUUAAAAACACACCCAUAUCACCACCACACAACUCUCAGUCAAAAUGAAGGGCGCUACCGAGCAGACCAAGAUCCACUACAAGGGCGACGAGACUCAGGAGGACUUUGUCAUCUUCGUGGACGACGUCGACGAGUACGAGACCUACAUCAAGGGCCUGAAGGACAAGAGUAUCUCCAAGCCCGCCCUUUCACACUUCAUCUCCUCAUUCAAGAUCUUCAUCACCCACAAGCAAGGAGCACAAGGCAAGCUUGACGCGGCUUCCAAACAGGAGCUUGAGAACGAGUUCGGAUCGUCCGUCGAUGAGGAAGUGAUUGAGAAGAUCUUGGCCAAGGGCGAAAAGGUUCAUUCCAAGAUGCCCGAGCGCCAGGGUCCCAAGAACGACUCCAAUGGCCCCCUCGUCGCCCACUAAUGUGGCCGAGGCUGAUCGAUACCCAUUCGACUUCAUGGUCUAGGCAUUCUGGGAAGGACUUUGGAAGGGUUGACAUGCACACCUGGCGUUCAGUGUCACGAGUUUACGAAAGUAUAAUGGAUGGAAAGCGGAGGUGCUCUAGUGAGGUCUCUCUGUCAUCGGGCAUUAUGUGAUGUCUUGAGAGACAGCGAGUCUCUUCAUGCCCCCGCAUGGUCCGUGUGAGCCGAUAUGGCUGCGGAAAUGCACCUGACGACGUACGCCGUCGCGGAUAGGUAGCAAAAAAAAUUACACCAGUCUAUCCCACC
Messenger RNA from Cryphonectria parasitica EP155, 763 nucleotides. RefSeq names its product DUF1960-domain-containing protein. Lineage: Eukaryota; Fungi; Ascomycota; Sordariomycetes; Diaporthales; Cryphonectriaceae. The record is from RefSeq and is a predicted model, not a curated record. The coding region runs from base 93 to 458 and encodes 121 amino acids. The transcript has 3 exons.